Fomitiporia mediterranea MF3/22 is the source of this 2473-nucleotide messenger RNA. Its product is annotated as aldolase. Gene Ontology annotation, biological process: L-leucine catabolic process; ketone body biosynthetic process. The transcript has 4 exons. NCBI's taxonomy places the organism in Eukaryota, Fungi, Basidiomycota, Agaricomycetes, Hymenochaetales, Hymenochaetaceae. The record is from RefSeq and is a predicted model, not a curated record. The coding region runs from base 1 to 1035 and encodes 344 amino acids. Gene Ontology annotation, molecular function: hydroxymethylglutaryl-CoA lyase activity.
AUGAACGCUCUUCGUCGGCGCAUAGGUUCAUUGCUAGCUGCCAGGCGCUCUCUAGCCACCACCUCGAGGAAUCCAAAUUUUGUCAAUAUCGUCGAGGUCGGACCCCGGGACGGUCUUCAAAAUGAGAAAGCAGUGAUCCCGCCCGCCGUCAAGGUCGAACUCAUUAACCGACUUGGAAGAGCAGGUUUAAAGUCGAUUGAGUCCGGCAGCUUUGUUAGUCCGAAAUGGGUUCCUCAAAUGGCAGGUACCGCAGAUGUUCUUUCGCAAAUGGAGCGGCUCCCUGGCGUACAUUACCCUGUACUUGUGCCGAAUACACGAGGUUUGGAUGAUCUCCUUAGACUCUUGGCUUCUCCGUCGAAACCGGACACACUGCCGAGGGUGAAUGAAAUUGCUGUCUUCAGUGCAGCGACUGAUGCAUUCAGCCGUGCAAAUACGAAUUGUACAGUAAAGGAGUCCCUAGAACGUCUUGCACCAGUAGUUGAACGAGCCGCAGCAGCUGGCCUUCGAGUACGGGGUUAUGUCAGUGUGGUCAUCACAUGUCCUUAUUCAGGUCGUGCAGACUAUAAGCGCGUCCGCGACGUUAGCCGUGCACUGCUGGACAUGGGUUGCUAUGAAGUAAGUCUUGGAGACACGACCGGAACGGGUACGCCUGCGUCUGUCCUUGAUAUGCUCUCAGUGGUAUCAAGCACUAUACCAGUUCGGAAUCUCGCUGGACAUUUCCACGACACUUUCGGGACGGCGGUUGCGAACAUUUUCGCGGCGCUGUCAGCAGGGAUACGAACAUUUGAUUCAUCGGUCGCGGGCCUUGGUGGAUGUCCAUAUUCUCCUGGCGCAACUGGGAAUGUAGCCACGGAAGACGUCCUUCAUGCCUUGAGAGACUCGGGCUAUGAGGUAGCCGGAGAUCUCCGUUACCUCGUCGAUACUGGAUUUUGGAUUUCGGAGCAGCUUGGUCGAGAGAACUGCAGUCGCGCCGGACGAGCAUUCCGAGCGGCGGAGCUUCGGCAACAAAGCGUGCAGAAGGAACGGACCACGUGAGAAGGCGCUCUAAUGCGUGAAGUGGGGUGUAUUAUUACAUUGCCAGGGACCUACACUGCAGUAAAGGAUACAUUUGUACAGUAUGUUGCGCAUUUUUUGUUUGCAUGUCAUUUUACAACUUCGGCUCCAUUUUGUUCAAGAAAGCAGAUGCGACGAGUCGACCAGAUGAUUUAUUGAAUAUCUGGGGUAGCAAGGCAAUGAAUAAUUAAACAGUCCGUCGGGUGAAGUUACUCCGGUAUCUUUACCGGAGUCAGUCAACACACGUACCUCGCAUUUAGAUGUCAUGGAUCGUCCGCCGAGAGCUAAGGACGUGCUGAUAAUUUCCAACGUUGAUCCACUAUAUCCAAUCGGGACGUCAAUUUCCCUGUCUGAUGAGGUUUAAGGGGUACGAACAGUGGCGCCGGGGCAUGGAAGAGGAUAUUCAGCGCUUGUGUAACACCGACACCAUUCUUUCCUCGUAACAAUCCGAGCACGACUAGUGGAACACUCCCGCAGCUAUACAUUCGGAGGAGUUAAGCCUUGUAUCAUGUGCGAUUAAACGAGCAGAAGAGGUAUUCUUCAGGACGAACUUAUCGAUGAGAUAGGCUAUACACCCUCCAUGCAUCAUCUCGUUCCCGUUUACCAUUGCUGCAAUGUUAAUCAGUCGCCGGAUCUUGAUAUACCACAUGGUCGACAAAGGAGAUCGCAUUACGACAUACUCACAUUUAUCGACGACUAAUUCUGCCACUGCAGUCGCCGACGUCACCGAGUCCCCUCCUUCAUGCACGCCUCCUCGGUUAUCUCCUUUCCGUCCAUGGGCUGAACUAUCGGAACACCUCGGACCGUCAACAUCGAUGCGAACAAAGCGUACUUUUCGACCUGCGGCGUGUCCGAAAGCUGCUGCGUCACCGACUCCAUACGAUGCGAACGUGUUUAGAGCGAGUUGUUUUACUCGACUUGGCGCAUUCCCACCGAUCUCUCUGGCAUCCGGGUAUGCAAGCAUUGUAUAGUCAGCGCUUGGGAGCGCUGCAGGGUCGACCCACGGCCUCUUUGUGCAAUUAUCCCGUCCAGAAGAACGCGAACAGCCUCCUUGAGAAUUGCUCGAAGACAUAAGGAAUGCAAGACGUAGAAAGAAAGAAGACGAAGCCUAAGGGUGGAAGAGGAAGUAUAGGAGGAUGCGGGGUGGGGGAAAGGAAGACGGAGGUGUAUGGCUCGAGGGAAGAUAAUAAAUACGAGUUUGCUAAGGACAUACGGCGGGAAGGGGGAUUAGGGGUUUUUGAGCCUGGAAGCAUACGCCCACCGAUCCACCGGCGGGAGUUGAUUUCAGUAUGGCAUCUGCCAUGAUUCAAAGAAAAUUUUAGGCGUUUCUUCUUUACCUUCCUACCCUCCGCUGCCGAGGUAUAUACAUUUAUACUAAUAUAUACAUACUUAGAUAAGUAAACACAAAAGCCAGCAUCGU